UGAAUAUGAUAUCAUCCAUAAUCCUAAGAGAAGAUGUACCAAUAUAUUAGAUGGGUGUAUAUUAAUUUUACUAUAUGCGAACUGAAUACAAAAGGCUUCAUGAUAAGUCCCUACAAAUACAACCAAAAUCCUUCUCCUUUGUUGAUAACAACGUCGAUUACAUAUCCAUUUAUGAAAGCACUAUCAAAUAAAUAGACUUACAAAUUUAAAAAAGCGAUGUUCAAAUAAAUUUCUCUUCUGAUGGUUUAGCAAAUGCAAUAGUGUGUGCAUAUUUAAUUGACAAAGGCUUCGAUUUAGAUUCAGCUUUUUUUGUAAUAGUAUAUAAUUAAUAGGAUAGCUGAUGACAGAUUACCUAGUAAUUGGACAGCCUUAUGUUCAGUAUUUGAAUAGUUUAAAAAGAUUUGAGGCUUAAUUAUAAUCUGAACCAAGCUUGAAUAGAAGUUCUAUAAUUCUAAACUCAGAAAUGGAUUUAGAGAAAACUAUAUAAAAUUCUAUUGUUCAAUCUGAGAUUCUCAACUUUCCAAUAUUUAGCUAAAGAUUAAUUGAAACCUAGAGGUAUUAUUUUAUAUAUUAAUCAGAAACUCUUAAAUUCUACCUUCUGAAUAUUAAGCAACUUCUGAAAUCUACAAUCAAUAACCAAUCAGCUUUAUAUCAUUUGGAUAAUAGGAACUUUAAAAUAUCAUUGAAGAGUCUUAGAUCAAUAAAGUUUAAUCUUCAUAGAUUUUGAACAAAAAAUCAUGA
Molecule: messenger RNA, 741 nt
Organism: Paramecium octaurelia
Lineage: Eukaryota; Ciliophora; Oligohymenophorea; Peniculida; Parameciidae
Source: the annotation of a GenBank genome assembly